AAUUCCCUAACGCGUUACGUCUCUUCAAAAAGCAGAAGAAAAAAAGAGCUGAUCUCCAUUCCACACACUCUCAUUCAUCUGCUAGUAAUUACACUAAAAAGAAGAAACAUAGCAGCUUUACUAUAACAUAAAGACGAAUGGCAGGAAGAUCAUCAGCAUGUAGUCCUAAGGUGUUGAAAGUAGUAUUGGGUUUGAUGGCUAUUAGUUUAGCAGCUUAUAUUUUAGGUCCACCUCUGUAUUGGCACUUAAUGGAAGGCUUAGCUGCUGCUUCUUCUUCUGUUAAUAACAACUGUCCUCCUUGUAAUUGUGACUGUAAUUCUGAACCCUUCUUUUUCAUUCCUCCAGGUUUGAGCAAUGCUUCUUUGACAGAUUGUGCUAAGCGUGAUCCAGAGGUUGGUGAAGACACGGAAAAUAACUUUGCUGACUUGUUGUCUGAGGAACUUAAAUUGCGAGAAGCUGAGGCCUCAGAAAAUCAGCGGAAGGCUGACAUGGCACUUCUUGAAGCGAAAAAGUUAACAUCCCAAUAUAUGAAAGAGGCAGACAAGUGCAAUUCCGGAAUGGAGACAUGUGAAGAGGCAAGGGAAAAAGCUGAGCUUCUUUUAUUAGCACAAAAGAAACUGACUGCUACGUGGGAGAUGAGGGCUCGUCAAAAAGGAUGGAAAGAAGGGGCAGCCAAAUCUCAAACUCAGUCUCAGGGAAAUGUACAGACUAUGUAACAUGCGCAUGGCCUCAAGUAGCAUAUCUCGACUUAAUCUGAUGCCAGGUUCCGGUCUCAACAAAGUUGUCUAUAAUUGAGUCUCAGCUCAAAAUGUGUUAGCAUAUGAAUGGAUUCCAUUUGUUUUGAACCAUAUGCCUGAUUUUAGUUUAGAGGCCGCUAUAUUAUCUCCAUCUCUAUAUGCCUAGUCAUCUGAAACAGACUGCCAUUAGUUAAGGCAAAGCCUUUCUAUAUAUCCUGCUGAGUUACAAUUCCACUAGUAAAAGUUUGAGUGAACAUUGCAAUCAACUGCCUUACAAAAUUUUCAUCUGAAGUAGCACCAUUUGUCAGACUUUCUAUAUGUGUGGAUGUGAAGAUAAAAAUGGAGUGUUAUGAUCAUUGUAUUUAUACGUAAUUUAGGCUGGUGAUGCAA
Molecule: messenger RNA, 1127 nt
Organism: Lycium ferocissimum
Lineage: Eukaryota; Viridiplantae; Streptophyta; Magnoliopsida; Solanales; Solanaceae
Exons: 4
Coding region: 138-716 (192 amino acids)
Source: RefSeq, a predicted model, not a curated record